This is a messenger RNA of Oreochromis aureus, 2952 nucleotides long. It is a transcript of the gene cdkn1ba, whose product is annotated as cyclin-dependent kinase inhibitor 1Ba. Gene Ontology annotation, cellular component: nucleus; cytoplasm. The coding region runs from base 1012 to 1557 and encodes 181 amino acids. Gene Ontology annotation, molecular function: cyclin-dependent protein serine/threonine kinase inhibitor activity; protein-folding chaperone binding. The record is from RefSeq and is a predicted model, not a curated record. NCBI's taxonomy places the organism in Eukaryota, Metazoa, Chordata, Actinopteri, Cichliformes, Cichlidae. The transcript has 3 exons. Gene Ontology annotation, biological process: G1/S transition of mitotic cell cycle; regulation of cell cycle; negative regulation of cell population proliferation.
UCUAUUUUCUGUUUAAAUUCUGAGCACGCACACGAGCAAUUACAGCCAGUGAAGCACACAAACCAGCCCUGUGGCACCAGUGGCGAAGUCUGACAGCGAUAGGCACCGAGCCAACGAUGACGAAGCCCUUCGCUGAUGUCACUGAAGGGUGAGUGGGUGCCUCUUUUCUUUUUUUCGCCCCCCUUUUUCUUGCACUUUUCUCGCAUUGCAGCCCCCAGGUGUCCUUCAGUGACCUUGGAGCUGUAACUGAACAGAGCUACAGUGAUCGUAUUAAGCGUGUCCAAUCUGCUUACGUGACGCCAAAUCAAAUCAAGCAGCAGUAUCUGUCAGCACUCGCACAAUCGUUUGAUGACCGAUUGCCGCCGCGGUCCCGUACUCGGAGCGCUCUCUCUGCCCGGUAAUCCUUGUGUCAGGUGUUAACACUUGCCAUAAUUGUGUUUUUGAUCCCCCGUGAGGUCUGAUCUUCUUUUUUAUUUUUAGCGAUCGUGCUAAUGAGCGAGAUAAAACAACACCUUAAAUUUGUAACUACACCCUUCCUUCCCUGUGUCCUGACUCCCGUGUGUAACGAAACGCAGUAAUUAGGCCAUAUUCAUGUGCACAGUUAUUCCAGCUCAGCUCUGUGUAAGAGUUUCUGGGCGGUUCUUGGUUCAGACCAAUGAAUCGCCUUCUCUGUUUAAAUAGUCCUUGAUGUCAACUUUUCUUCUACACUCCGAGCUGCCUCUAACGCCAUGUUGGCUCUUAUGACUUGAUGUGUUUUCAUCUGCCUUACUACGGAGUUGACAGGAGUGGCUGUGUUAAAUCCCCCCUCCUCUUCCUCCACACACCCACCCAGCCAGCCUCCCGUGCGCCUUCGGAGACGCUUUUUCCCCCCACCUCUGUAUUUUUUUUUUUAUUUUUUUUGGAUGAUACGCGCGGAGCAUGCAUGCAUCAUUCCCGUGACUGUCCGUUUGAAAGGAAUACUAUUUCGGAAGCAGCGAUUUGAAGCACGAGUGUGUUGUUUUUCGUCGUCGUAUGUGCAACAAAAUGUCAGAUGUUCGCCUUUCUAACGCGAGCCCGGUGGAGAGGGUGGAUGCUCGGCAGCAGGACAACGUCAGACCUUCGGUUCGCAGAAAUCUUUUCGGUAGACCGGACCCAGACGAGAUCCGCAGGGAUGCGGAGAAUUCGGAGCGAGAGGAGGUGCAGCGUUUCAGGGAGACUUACGAUUUCGAUCUGGUGGAAGGCAGGCCGCUCGCUCCGCGCAGUUACGACUGGGUGCAAGACGACGACGCACCGGAAUUUUAUAGCAGGCAGCCUCACAGCAGACCGAGAGGCUCUCCCGGAGACAGCAACCGGUUGGAUAACGACGGCGGUGAGAGGCCGUCGGGUCUCCAACCAGGCAAAAACGGUUCGAGGAAAAGGAGUGCAGAAGAUGCAGACUCUUGCUCCACCGAGUGUAUGACUAAAAGGUCGCGUAGUAGCGAUGGUGGCGACGACGACGACAACGAUGACAAGUCGGAUGGUGCAGGAAGUCAGACGAUAACAGCCGCGGAGGAGAGACCCGGCAAACCCGAGGGCUGAGCGGUGCUUCAGCGGGCAAACAGCGCCAGAGCAGAGAGGAGAGACCUGUUGCUGAUGGAAUACUGUAGCUUUUUUUCUCAUCAUCUGACAGAGGGGAGAGAUUUUGUUUUUUUAAUUAUUUUUAUUUUUUUUUAAAGCAACCUUUUCCUGCAGAAGAGAGGAGGGAGAGGCUGCACAAGCACUGAACAUGUACACUAUCAAGUUUUGGCACUCAUAUUAAUUAAUUUGCCUCAGAAGCAGCAGACAAUGUAGCAUUGUGCAAAUUGAUUUUUGCUCAUUUGUUUUGUAUCUACUACCUAUGUUUCAGAUGUAGCACAUAAAAAAAGCAUAUUAUGCUUUUCAUACUUUUUUUGUUAAUUGUGUUUUAAGUGUAAGUGUGUGAAUUUGACAUGGGAAGUUGCAGUGCAAUUUCCAACAGAGAAAUAUUAUUUUUGUUAUAGUGGUCAUUUUUUAAAAAUCAUUAUUCAGGUAAUUGAUAUGAGUAAAAAAAGAAAAAUAAAUAAAUGCAGAUUUUUUUAAAAAAAAGUCAGGGUUAUGUGGAAACAAAAUGUCUUCACUUUUUCUAUGGCUUUAUUCUCCCAGUGUUAAAUAUCUUUAUUUUGAAGGUCCAGAUGGCCACACUGUAAGUUGAAGGUCCAUCUAACUGGGACUAGCCGUGAUAGAUAAAGUUUACACACAGAUCAUGUCUCCCUGUUUCCCAGUUUUAUGUCAUUAUUUUAUUAUAAUAAUUUUUUAAGGAUGGGGGAGGCCCAAAGUUUGUACCUUUAAAAAAAAAAAGAAAUUCUCUGGGUGAGGGGUGGGAGGGGGAGGGUGGCUAAACUGCUGAGCAAUAUCCAACCAAAUUUUCUUUUUUUAACAGUAUUUGCUAAUAAUCCUAAGAUUUAGCUUUUAUUUUGAAAUUAGGUAAGUUCAUAUUCUAUUUACUUUUAGGCCACAUAUCCUUCCCCUUAGUAAGUAAUGCAUGUUGUCCAGGUCAACAUAGAUAAACUAUGUUUAAAAAAAAAAUCACUGGGCCUUUUUCUUUUAUGCAAAUAUGUGAAUCAAAGAUUUGUUUUUGUGGUGUGGAAUUCAUGUGGAACAUGCAAUUGCACUAUUCAUUUCUCAUUUUAAGUGAGGGCAGAAAAACAAAGUGACACCACCUCACUCGGUGUAAAACUUUGAAGUGUACCUGUGUGCCUCAUUUUUUUUCUUUCUUUCUUUUUUUGAAAAACACUGAAAAAUUAUACUAACUUAUUUAUGUUGAGCUUUUUUUUUUUUUUCUAUCUUUUUUUUUCAUGGAUGUAUGUAUAGCUUCCCAAAGCAUAAUUUUUUGCAUUUUUUGUAAAUAUAUAUUUUCAUUAUUGUUUUUAAGAUAAAUAAAUAAAAUAGCAAAACUGAGCCUAAUAAUUGAUUUUA